Molecule: messenger RNA, 2303 nt
Organism: Medicago truncatula (barrel medic)
Lineage: Eukaryota; Viridiplantae; Streptophyta; Magnoliopsida; Fabales; Fabaceae
Product: serine/threonine-protein phosphatase 2A 65 kDa regulatory subunit A beta isoform
Exons: 13
Coding region: 282-2045 (587 amino acids)
Biological process (GO): protein dephosphorylation
Cellular component (GO): nucleus; protein phosphatase type 2A complex; cytoplasm
Molecular function (GO): protein binding; protein phosphatase regulator activity
Source: RefSeq, a predicted model, not a curated record
UUGUGUACACACGUGCGAAAGCCAACGGUGAAAGUAAAGCAUUGAAGAAAGAAGCGAGUUUCAUUUCUAAUAUUGUCUUCUUCUUCUUCUUCUUCUUUUUCUUCUUUCUUUCUUCUUCUUUGGUAUGUGUUAGGGUUUUCACUAUCACAUCCAUUGCGUAAACGCUUCGUUGAAUCCCUUAUUCAAGAUCUCAAUUCCUCCAUAGCUACGUUCUCUCUACCAAGCUAAAUCGCAACAAUUCAACAACACUUUCGCGAGAACUAUUGGGAGAACAAAACAAAAUGUCUAUGGCUGACGAACCACUGUAUCCGAUAGCUGUGCUUAUAGACGAGCUCAAAAACGAUGAUAUCCAACUGCGGUUGAACUCAAUUCGCAGGCUAUCCACCAUUGCACGUGCUCUUGGAGAGGAGCGAACCCGUAAGGAAUUAAUUCCAUUUUUAACUGAGAAUAAUGACGAUGAUGAUGAGGUACUUCUUGCAAUGGCGGAAGAGUUGGGAGUUUUCAUUCCUUAUGUUGGUGGAGUCGAACAUGCUAGUGUGUUGCUCCCACCUUUGGAGGCUUUUUGCAGUGUUGAGGAAACCUGUGUGAGGGAUAAAGCUGUUGAGUCACUUUGUCGAAUUGGAUCUCAAAUGAGGGAGAGUGAUUUAGUUGAAUAUUUUAUCCCAUUAGUGAAGAGAUUGGCAGCAGGUGAAUGGUUUACUGCCCGAGUCUCUGCAUGUGGUCUAUUCCAUAUUGCUUACCCUAGUGCACCAGAAGCAUCAAAGACGGAGUUGAGAUCAAUAUACAGUCAGUUAUGUCAGGAUGACAUGCCUAUGGUUAGAAGAUCUGCUGCGACAAAUCUUGGGAAAUUCGCUGCAACUGUUGAGUAUACUCAUUUGAAGGCUGACAUCAUGUCAAUUUUUGACGAUCUUACUCAAGAUGAUCAAGAUUCUGUCAGAUUAUUGGCUGUGGAGGGCUGUGCUGCUCUUGGAAAACUGUUGGAGCCACAAGAUUGUGUGGCACAUAUACUCCCAGUUAUAGUUAAUUUCUCCCAGGAUAAGUCUUGGCGUGUGCGUUACAUGGUUGCAAAUCAAUUGUAUGAGCUCUGUGAAGCUGUAGGCCCCGAACCUACCAGAGCUGAAUUGGUCCCUGCGUAUGUUCGAUUGCUUCGAGAUAAUGAGGCUGAGGUACGCAUAGCAGCUGCUGGGAAAGUGACCAAGUUUUGUCGGAUUUUAAGUCCAGAUCUUGCGAUUCAGCAUAUUCUUCCUUGUGUAAAGGAAUUGUCAUCAGACUCUUCACAGCAUGUCCGUUCUGCUCUGGCUUCAGUAAUAAUGGGAAUGGCUCCAGUGUUAGGAAAGGAAGCAACAAUAGAGCAGCUUCUUCCUAUUUUCCUAUCCCUUCUGAAGGAUGAAUUUCCUGAUGUGCGCCUAAACAUCAUCAGCAAGCUUGAUCAAGUGAAUCAGGUUAUUGGAAUCGAUCUGUUAUCUCAAUCUUUAUUACCAGCCAUUGUUGAGCUUGCGGAGGAUAGGCAUUGGAGAGUUCGGCUUGCAAUUAUAGAGUAUAUACCCUUAUUAGCAAGUCAAUUAGGGGUUGGAUUUUUUGACGACAAAUUGGGUGCUCUUUGCAUGCAGUGGUUACAGGAUAAGGUUCAUUCAAUUCGUGAAGCAGCUGCUAACAACUUGAAACGUCUAGCUGAAGAGUUUGGUCCAGAGUGGGCUAUGCAGCACAUCAUUCCUCAGGUUUUGGAGAUGAUUACUAAUCCACACUAUUUGUAUCGGAUGACCAUUCUUCGUGCUAUCUCCCUGCUAGCCCCUGUAAUGGGCUCUGAAGUCACUUGUUCAAAAUUGUUGCCUGCUGUUGUUGCAGCAUCAAAAGACAGAGUGCCCAACAUAAAGUUCAAUGUGGCAAAGGUGUUAGAGUCCAUCUUCCCCAUCGUCGACCAAUCUGUGGUAGAAAAGACGAUCCGACCAUGUCUGGUUGAGCUCGGUGAGGACCCUGAUGUUGACGUGCGAUUUUUUUCCAACCAAGCCUUGCAGGCAAUUGAUCAUGUCAUGAUGUCUAGCUAGACCAUAAUGUAAAUGUGUCCGUGUCACAUUUAGAUCGAUGACCUCGGCAAGGAUGCUAAUUUUUCAACUAUUAUAAACAAUGCUGUUAGUUAUGUUUAAUGCUGUCCAGUUAUAGCUAAAUGGUUUUUUGCGAGUAACUAGUCAUUGACAGAUGAUGUGAUUUAGUUCUGGUUUUGUACCAUUUUUACCAUGUUUUCUAUAAUUCUUUUCUUGAUUGUAUUUUGCAUAGGUUCUUUAUUAUUGUGAUCAUUUUUGUUC